Perca flavescens (yellow perch) is the source of this 1684-nucleotide messenger RNA. RefSeq names its product chromosome 4 C3orf18 homolog (gene c4h3orf18). The coding region runs from base 680 to 1177 and encodes 165 amino acids. NCBI's taxonomy places the organism in Eukaryota, Metazoa, Chordata, Actinopteri, Perciformes, Percidae. The record is from RefSeq and is a predicted model, not a curated record. The transcript has 5 exons.
GCUGCCACCCGGAUGCAGUCAUUCACAUGGGUCUGAGAGCAUCUGGUGUGCAGAGCCAUUCAAUCCUAUUCUCAUCCCUGCAAAGCCAAAUAGACAGCUGAGAGAACCAACCGCAUCUAUCAUCUUGAAGCCAUUAGACCAAUUGCAGGGUGGCGGGGGAGGGAGGACUCUGUUUGCAGCAUCCCUGAAGCAGCCCCUGUUGUGUGAAAUACAAGAAAGGGCAAGACAGGGGGACGAAACGAAGAGGCAACCGGAGAACGGGAAGGGGAUAUUGUGGAGGUUGCCGGGAUAGGGUAACUCUGGUGUGUGGAGUCCAUCUUCACAGAAAGAUGGCUGUUUUUUCAAUGUAAACAGCCUGUGCAGUACCUGCAUUGCUAAAGGGGGAAGCAAAAGAGGAGGAGGGGCAGCCGCUGGAGGAAAUGCUGCCUCUUCCAAUGAAAUUUUACCCUCUCUAGCUACCCCGGCCUGCCGCAGAUCACAUCUGAAGUCAUGCCUGUUGUAUAUUAAGUUUUUAUCCUCCAGAUCAUAUGGCCAAAGCAUUAUUAAUGCCACAGCAGACCCCAAACCAGAGGGAAAGACACCUGUGUUGACCAUGAGACGCACUAGAGGCUGAGCGACACAUCAACAUCCACACACAGAUUGAAAAUACAUCCUUCAGUUGAAACUGUUAAACCUGACCAUGGCUGUGACUGCAGCUGAGACAACUACAAGUUUUCUCUCCACAACUGCCACGACCACCCCACUCCCCUUUCUCUUGACGAGCAAAAGCGCUAGAGACAAUGUCACCUCCAGAACGUCAUUAAUGACUGUUACUAUAACAACAAACGAGACCAGCUUCAACGCCACCACGUUUCCGAAGGCGGUGAUCGACGGCUCGGGAAUGGGAAUGGUGCUCGUACCCUUUGGCAUCAUCACUGUCAUUGGCUUGGCAGUGGCAAUUAUGCUGUAUAUUCGGAAACGGAAGCGGUUGGAGAAGCUGAGGCACCAGCUUAUGCCCAUGUACAACUUUGACCCGGCUGAAGAACAAGAUGACCUGCUGGAACAGGAACUACUGGACCACGGCCGGGAAGGCAGCCUCACAGGUCCCAAUGCAAAGACUCUCACAACCUCCCAGGGGACCAUGCAGAGGCCCAGUCGUCUGGUCUUCACAGAUGUAGCCAAAGCUCUCAACGCUUAACAGCUCUCUUCCAUUAGUUGAUCCAUCGAUAUACAGACUGUCUCUCAGGAAGGAAAACAAAGGGACAACUGGACUAUUUUUUGGAACAACUGGAGCUUUGGUGAACGUUUUCCUCACUACCACGCAGUACCUGAAAUGGGCGUGUUUUUCAACAACAACAAACAAACGUAGGCUGCAUGUAUCAUAAGGGAGCAUAAUGGGAAGCUUCACAUAUAAUCUUGCACUGAUCUGCACAAAUGCAGUGCAAUGCACUAUUCUUGAAUCAUGUUGUGUCAUUGCUGUUAAAAUGUUUGGUAGCUUGUCAGUGAAGUUAUUCUGAGCUUCAAUAUCUACUUCCAUGUUUGAUAAGAGAGUGGUAUACUGAUUUUGUGUUCUUUCGUCUCUGACAAGCUUGAACUCCGGAUGUGUUUCCAUCCUUAAGUGAACUGUCCCUCUCCAUUUUGUUUCUUCUUUAUUGGUCAAUGAAGGAUUGUUUCCGUCUGUAUACAUUAAAACUAUUGAAACCAA